This is a messenger RNA of Myxocyprinus asiaticus (Chinese sucker), 2031 nucleotides long. RefSeq names its product iroquois-class homeodomain protein irx-3-like. Gene Ontology annotation, molecular function: DNA-binding transcription factor activity, RNA polymerase II-specific; RNA polymerase II cis-regulatory region sequence-specific DNA binding. The record is from RefSeq and is a predicted model, not a curated record. Gene Ontology annotation, biological process: regulation of transcription by RNA polymerase II; neuron differentiation; cell development. The transcript is spliced from 2 exons. Lineage: Eukaryota; Metazoa; Chordata; Actinopteri; Cypriniformes; Catostomidae. Gene Ontology annotation, cellular component: nucleus. The coding region runs from base 136 to 1242 and encodes 368 amino acids.
GUCUGACCUCAGUCCACCUCACAGGAGUAGCGGCUUUAACUCACCGAGACUCUCCGUUUGGAGUUUUGCGCUCAAUCCCCGUCUCAAAGUUGAGAUCUGUGGUUCUUUUAAACUGCUCGGACCUUUGGCAGCAACAUGUCUAUCCCGCAGCUCGGGUAUAAGUAUAUCAGACCGCUGUACUCUACGGAGCGGCCCGGGGCGGUCGGCGGUCGCGUCGGCGUGGAGUUGAACGCGUCGGGAUCGCUCUCCAGUGUCCUCUCCAGCAUGUACGGAACACCGUUCCCCAAUACGCAAGGAUACAGCGCGUUUCUGCCCUAUUCCAGCGACCUGUCAAUACUAAAUCAGCUGGGCUCACAGUACGAGUUUAAAGACAGUCCUGGAGUUCAGCACACAGGGUUUUCUCACCCACCCUUCUAUCCAUACGGACACCAGUACCAGUUUGGAGAUCCAUCCCGACCCAAGAACGCCACGCGUGAGAGCACCAGCACCCUGAAGGCCUGGCUCAGUGAACACCGGAAAAACCCUUAUCCCACCAAAGGAGAGAAAAUCAUGCUCGCCAUCAUCACUAAAAUGACUCUGACUCAGGUGUCCACCUGGUUCGCCAACGCCCGGAGGAGACUGAAAAAAGAGAAUAAAAUGACCUGGGUUCCCAAAGCACGAACCGAUGAGGAAGGAAAUGUGUAUACGAGCGACAAUGAGGAAGGAGACAAGAGGGACGAGGAUGAGGAAAUAGACUUGGAGAACAUUGAUACAGAAAAUAUUGAAGACAAGCAGGAUUGUGAUUAUGUGGAUGACGAGAAAUCGGUUUCUAAAGUGUCUGACAGGACUGACUCUGAUGGAUCUGAGGAAUAUGAUGAUGCUGGAGCUGAGAAGAGUUUUAUGAACAAUAUAAUGAAAGACCGAAGAGACGCAAACUCUGAGGAGGAACAGGAGGACCAAAUCAAAGAGAGUCCAGCAGCGCAAGAGCCCUUGAAUAAUGGAAGUCCACCUCAAAAGCCAAAGAUCUGGUCUUUGGCUGAAACCGCAACGACGCCGGACAGUCCCAGAAAGUCUAAAUGGGUUCAGAUGGACUGUGAUGCUCAGACUGUUAGAAAUCCUCUUCAUGUUCAAAACUGGACCAAAAUGGCUUUUUCAGCCCAUCAGAUGGCAUUAACCAGUCAUUACCUCGGACUUAAACACCAGAUCAACUCACAUAACCACAUACACAUGCAGCAUGGAGACCAGAGGACUCACAGCUUGUGAAAUUAAAAUGGACAAUUAAAGACUUUUUCAUUUUUUAUAUUUUUAACCUUCCUUAUGGGAGUAUAACACUUAAGAUGGUUAUUAUGGAUCAAAGAAAUAUCCAGUUUCUACAUAAUGAAUGCCCUGAAUUUAUAACAGAUAAAAGUUGUCUAUUAGCUCUUCAAUUAAUAUGAGAUUGAUUAUAUUAGAAUAUAUUUUAUAUUGCUGACUUGUAAAAAAAAUUUCACUGCAUUUUACUUGUUCGAACCAUUGUGAAACAUACAUUUUAGUUGUAUUUAUGUGUCGGCUACACAUAUUUGUCCUCAAAUAACAGACAAAAAAAUCACAAUUAUACUUAGGUUGGAUUUAAAUGAAUAAUUUGUACUAUAUCAGAGUUAGAUACUCAGAGAUGUAAUAACUCAUAGUGGUAUGUAGUGCCUAAAUGGGGAUUUUAAAACCGUCUUUUAUUUCCUCUAAUUGUGUUAUGUCUAAAACACACACACACACACACACACAGACACACACACACACACACACACACACACUGACCAGAAUUUAUGCUUAUCUUUAAGAAAUGUUUUGAUAGUUAUUCAUUCUCUAUUAAUAAUGUUUUUGUUUUUUUUGGUCACAUUUAAUUUUGUAUGUCACAUGCUGUCUGAGGUCUAAACAUUUUAAAUAAGCUUCAUUUAUGUGUGGGUACAAACUAAAUAUUUCAGAUGGUUUUGUACAUGGAAUGAAAAUGUACCUACUUGAAAUAAUAUUGUACAAAGACAUAUAUUUUGAAUAUUAAAACAAAAUUGCAUAAUUGUC